AUGCCCAGUCGCAGUGCAUCGUCAGCUGGUCGCUGUCGCUCUGUGUUGGUGCCAGUUCCUCGAAGAACUCUUCUCGAAGAGCUGAAAAUUACCGGAAACGGAAAUACGUCAACAACAAAAAUAACAAAAUGGAGCGAAUAUACCCAAAACCUGAAGAACAAACAACACAGAGAUGGAGGUUUGUUCGUUGGAUGGGCAUCGCGCUGGGUGUACUGCUCCCAACUGGUCAAUUUUGUAGUGUCUGUGUCUCUGUGUGUGUUGGGAGGCUUCUUCGUUAUUAAAAAAAAAUUAGAAAACGAGGGGAGUGAAACAAAGCACCAGUGCAAGUGUGUGAACAUAUAUAUGGCUGAACAGCGGGAGAACAGUACGCAGACAACCACCUGUUCGUUCUCGAAUACGUCGGACGGGAUGCUGACGCAGGAGACACAGCCCAUUGAGGAGAGUCCCACGAAGGGGUUUUUCGCACUGACGCCAGUCCGGAUUAGAGGGCUCGAAUCGCCUCUGCGACGGAGCAGCAUUGGUGACGACGGUGAUGGUAAUGGUAUCGGUUUUGGCAAUCGGCCCAGUGGUGGUAGUAGUAGCAGUGCUCUGCGGGGCAUGAGGGGGUCCGAGAGUCCCCUGCGGAUAGAAUCGCCGCGUGUGGCACAGUAUAGGGACAAGUUCACUAUGAUAUCGCAGGAUCUAGAGAGACUGCUUGAAAAUUUGCAUGUUGUUUACCACAAGAUUGGUUACACGUACGCGGAGAUCAAGGGCAAAGAGAAAACUAUCUUUAACAAGCUGUCAGGAUCGAUCACAGAAUUUUACUCUAGCGCAGAGGAGGAGAUGAACAACUUGAUCCUGGAGAAUGACGUCACGCAGGAUAUUCUCAAUAGAAUGCUAGAAAAGCUACAGGACCCGAGUGGACUGAGCACGAUACCGGACGUGUACGUCAGAAACGCAAUCCUGUACCCUAAGAGCAAGACGGUGCCGGAUUCGCCGAAGAAACCAUUGCCACUCAUAGAGGUCCAAAAUUCGAUGAAUACGGCCAAAAAAUUCGUGUUUAAGGAAUACCUCCCUCAAUUGUUGAACUUCAUAGACCAUAACAUUGCAUUGCAAAGAAUGAUCCAUUCUGUGGGCGAAAUACUGAUUGAUCUGACAGAGGAAGAUAAACUGCUGGCAGGAGGGCUCCCCAGUUUAAAGUCUUCAGAGGCCCUACGGAACAUAUUGGCGAGUCAACUUAACGGUAGAGAGUUUAACGUGGAAUUUUUAUUGGGUGUCUUCAAAAAACACAAAAAACUACUACUGUACGAUACAGAGUUUAGUGACAUUUCCUCAGAACGUGUAAAACAAAUGGAUAGAAUUGCAAGCAUUUACCAACAAGAAUACGGUUUCCGAUGCCAAAGGAUACGAUCUUUAGUCAAUGAGUGCGAUGCCCUGGUGAAAAAAUUGGGUAUCCCAGAGGACGAUAUAUCAGAGAAGGCAGAUUUGAGACAAUUUAUAGCGAAGAUAGAUGGUAACCCAAGGGGUGGGGCCACUGCUGAUUUAAUACCGGUGUCCAACUCAACUUUGGAGUUUUUAUCAAAUGCAUUGUCAAAAUACCAACGCUGUGAAAGUGAAAGGCAGGCUGAGAAGACCGCUCUAUUGCAUUCCUGCGAGACACUCUGGACUCUGUUGAAAGUUCCACAGGGUAAAAUUGACAGUUUCCAGCAACAGCACAGCGGACUGUCCCUGGAGACGUUGAGUAAUAUGAAGAACGAGUUGAAGAAUUUACAAGUCAUGAAGAAAUCUCUGAUCAAAAAUAUAAUAAACGAGUCCUGGGGCAAGAUCAAUGAGCUGUGGGAUACGUUGCAAGCGGACUCGCAGGAUAGGGCACCCUUUCUGCGUCAAUUUGAGACGCUGAGGAACUCUUCGAAGACACUGGAAGACGACGAGCGACUCCUGGAGGUAUGUGAGGAGGAGCUAAAGAGGCUGGAUGCAAGGCUGGCGGUGUAUACCCCGGUGUUAAAACUUAUCGAGGAGUUCAAGUCCCUGAAGGAGGACAAACUGUUUUUGGAGAACAGUUCGAAGGAUUCUUCACGGCUUCUUUCGAGAAACUCGCACAAAAUUCUUUUGAGGGAAGAGAAGACUAGGAAACGCAUAUUGCGACAUUUCCCACGGGUCAUUCGGUGUAUGAAGCUGGCGCUGGAGAGAGCCGAACAGGUGUUCCAUAUACCGUUUACGGUGGACGAUCAGGACAUUCACGAGGUCAUUGAGCAAGAGGAGGAGCAGUUCCGUAGUAACUACCCAAGAAGCGUGUUAAGUCUUGGGACUGGUACGGCGAGGCGAUCGCAGACAACAGGUACACAAAGAGUGGCCAAACCUAAGACACCACAGAUAAAGACACCACAGCUGAAUAGUGUCCGUGGUGUGAGUGGUACACUUCUGGGGCAAGAGUCCCGCGAGCACAUGCAAAGAACGCCCGUCGCGCGGGUAGUUCACCCGAAGACUCCAUCCAACAGGGUUGGCCUUCCGUCCACGGAUCGGCGGAGCAAGUCCCUCGAGACGCGGAGAAGCGUUCCGCGACAGAUGUCCGGCACGCGAUCCGUCAAGACGCAAAGAUCCCAAACGGGGUUGCUGCCACCCACGGCGAUCACUGGCCGUCAAGCCGCCGAGGAACGGAAACCUGCAUCUACGGUGGCCCCAUCUCACUUGCCCACCUCCCCUCGGCUGCGCGGCAUACGACCAACGAGGUUGUUCCCUCUGGACAUGAACACAAUGCAUAACCGGAGGAGCCAGAUCCCCGUGCUGUUCAAGUCGAAGUCAGCAAUAGACUUCGAUACGGCAGCCAAGUCUACUCGCAACUCUGAACCCACCUUGAGAGUGCACAACGGCGGGAACACAUUGUCCACCCCACGGCUGAGCAGCCCGUACAAGGAACCAGAACACUGCGUCUACCAAGUGUCGAUGUCACCAGAGGGGAAACUCCAGCUAAACGUCGAGUCCGAGUUCAGGGGCAAGAGCAAGGGCAAGGACAGCUACGACGGCGAGAACCACCACGCGGGUGCCGUUCUGGACACGCAAUUCGACGACACGAGCAUCCUGGACGACGACGAAGCGGACCCGAAGUUCGUCCAGUGGAAGACGGAACAGCUGGCCAAACUGGACCAACUGCAGCAUAUGAGGGCCGCAGACGCCCAGGUGACCCUCGAACAGCAUGGGUAG
Huiozyma naganishii CBS 8797 is the source of this 3180-nucleotide messenger RNA. It is a transcript of the gene ASE1, whose product is annotated as Ase1p. Gene Ontology annotation, biological process: microtubule cytoskeleton organization; mitotic spindle midzone assembly. Gene Ontology annotation, cellular component: mitotic spindle midzone; spindle; cytoplasm. Gene Ontology annotation, molecular function: microtubule binding. The record is from RefSeq and is a predicted model, not a curated record. Bases 1 to 3180 code for a protein of 1059 amino acids. NCBI's taxonomy places the organism in Eukaryota, Fungi, Ascomycota, Saccharomycetes, Saccharomycetales, Saccharomycetaceae. The transcript has a single exon.